AUGGCUCCUGUCGGUUCGGGGCUUUGGCGCACAUUGCGCGCGCAUCAGGUCUACGGUGCUAAUACCGACGUUGGCAAGACAAUUGUCUCGACGGUAUUGUGUAAUGCUGUACAGAGACAAAAGCAGCGGGCCGCGUUCCUUAAGCCCGUGUCUACUGGGGCAUUGGAUGAUGCUGAUAACCGGCACUUAGAAAGGUACGGAGCUGGAGCAUUGACCAAGUGCUUGUAUCAGUUCGAUGAACCAGUCAGCCCGCAUCUCGCGGCGAAAUCGAAGACUAUUCCACGAGAUGAGGAUCUCCUUGCAUCUAUUCAUCAGACACUGUCCGGGUGGGCACGCUCGGACAUUGAUUUUGCGCUGGUCGAGACCGCCGGCGGCGUGCAUUCUCCCGGUCCCAAUGGCAAUUCCCAAGCGGAUCUAUAUCGCCCUCUCAGAUUACCCAUUGUCCUUGUCGCAGAUUCUCGACUAGGCGGUAUCUCCUCUUCGAUAUCCGCCUAUGAGUCUCUGUUGAUCCGUGGAUACGAUGUUCAAUCCGUAUUACUGUUCCGCGAUGAGUAUUAUCAAAACCAUGAAUACCUUGGUGAUUACUUCCGCAAUAAAAGCAUUCCUUUGGUGCAUUUGCCAGCUCCGCCUGCAAAGCCAAUGCAGACGGACCCCGAUGCCCAGCAAAGGGAUGAAGAAGCUAUGCUGGCCUAUUACGGCCAAGCUUCUCGGGAGUCAGAGAUCCUGCGUCUCCUCGAAGAAAUGACCAUCAAAAAUAAGCAGCGGAUUGAGAGGCUAGAAGAAAUGACCGACCGCGCGCAAGAGCUGAUUUGGUAUCCCUUCACUCAACACCAGGGUAUGCAGGCCAAGGAUAUCACAGUCAUUGAUUCUGCCCACGACGACUAUUUCCACACCUUCGGUUCCAAAGGCACUGCCAACCAGGAAGGAGAGCUCCGGCCAACCUUUGACGGUUCCGCAUCUUGGUGGACUCAGGGACUGGGUCAUGGAAACCCCGAGCUAUCCCUCUCAGCCGCCUACGCAGCUGGUCGAUACGGCCAUGUGAUGUUUGCGGGCACGGUUCACGAGCCAGCACUUUCCCUUGCAGAAAGCCUACUGAAGACCCUCGACAACCCCCGCUUCAGCAAGGUAUUCUACACCGAUAACGGUAGCACGGGAAUGGAAGUGGCGAUCAAGAUGGGUCUCCGGGCUGCGUGCGAUAGAUAUGGCUGGGAUGCCAGCCAAGAGAAAAUCAAUAUCCUUGGACUUAAGGGCAGUUAUCAUGGUGAUACCAUCGGUGUGAUGGAUUGCUCCGAGCCAUCAACCUACAACAAAAAGGUGGAGUGGUACCGCGGUCGCGGUCACUGGUUUGACUUCCCUCUGGUCAAAAUGGUUGAUGGUCAAUGGAAGGUGGAAGUUCCCGUGGAGCUUCGAGAAGACCUCGGCCCCGACGCAGAGUUCAGUUCCUUGGGAUCAGUAUUCGAUUUGAACAGCCGACUUGAAUCUGACGCCAGUCAGCGCUACAAGAAGUACAUACACCGCACGAUCAAGGAUCUUGUCGAAACCCACGGCAUGAAGUUCGGUGCUCUCAUUUUAGAGCCUGUUAUCCUCGGUGCUGGUGGAAUGCUUUUCUGUGACCCCCUAUUCCAGCGAUGCCUGACCGACGUCGUUCGUGAGCAUCCAGAACUCUUUUCCCCCAACGCAACAUCACCCAAGGCCUCUCCAUCCUGGUCCGGUCUACCAGUGGUCUUCGAUGAAGUGUUCACUGGACUUUACAGACUCGGUCGCCCAACGUCUGCAUCCUUCUUAGACGUCCACCCUGACAUUGCCGUGAACGCAAAGCUUCUCACUGGCGGUCUUAUUCCUCUCUGCACCACAGUAGCAAGCCAGGAGAUCUUCGACACAUUCUCUAGUCCUGAGAAGAGUGACGCACUUCUUCACGGCCACAGUUACACGGCUCAUGCCUCGGGCUGCACAGUUGCUGUUGACUCACUGCGGGCGAUGUCUAAAAUGGACAAAGAUGGGUCCUGGGAUGGAUACCGUGCAGACUGGCAGAACACUCCAUCGUCAGCUGCUUCUGCGCCUGAAGUGUGGAGUGUCUGGUCGAAUGGCCUUCUGAAGGACCUUUCUUGUGCGGAGUCAGUAGAAAGUGUUUUCGCUAUCGGAACUGUAUUGAGUAUUUCCUUACGCGAUGCAGAGGGUGCUGGUUAUAAUUCAACCGCUGCGAAGGGCUUGCAGCAGAAGCUCGCCGCCGGUGGAGAUCAAUUCAACGUUCAUUCCCGGGUAUUGGGCAAUGUGUUGUACUUGAUGUCUAGCGUCACCUCGAAGCCCGAGUCAUUGCAGGAGCUGGAGAGCCUUCUCCGGUCCGCCCUUGUCUGA
This is a messenger RNA of Penicillium pulvis, 2355 nucleotides long. It is a transcript of the gene bioDA, whose product is annotated as adenosylmethionine-8-amino-7-oxononanoate aminotransferase. The record is from RefSeq and is a predicted model, not a curated record. Bases 1 to 2355 code for a protein of 784 amino acids. Gene Ontology annotation, cellular component: mitochondrion. Gene Ontology annotation, biological process: biotin biosynthetic process. The transcript has 5 exons. NCBI's taxonomy places the organism in Eukaryota, Fungi, Ascomycota, Eurotiomycetes, Eurotiales, Aspergillaceae. Gene Ontology annotation, molecular function: pyridoxal phosphate binding; ATP binding; S-adenosyl-L-methionine:8-amino-7-oxononanoate transaminase activity.